AUGGCGGCAGAACAGCUUCAAGAUGUGGCUCGACGCCUACCUUGACGUGAACAUGGAGAAGUAAAAGAUGGAUCUUAGAGAAGACCAGGUUUUGCUCUAAUUCUGUGGGAUAUAUUACACGCCUGCAUUCAGAAGUGUCAGACCCAAAGACCCGAGAAGAACAAUCUCACGACUCGAUCCAUCGCCUGGACACGCAUGCUCUCGUCUCUUCCAUCGCCAUGUCUUCUACAUCAAAUUCUACAACCCCCAGAGAGGUAUGGACUUCCGAGCCAGGGGCCAUGGCUGCUGAGACAGCGGCCACUCGAUGGCCCCGAAUCGUUCAAGACAUGGUCGAUGCUGUGGCUCAGGCCAUGCUGUCGAGCUCCGUCAGUCCAGCUCAGCGCGGAGAGGGCGAAGAUAUACUUCGACAGCUCAAGCAGCUCAAGGAUGAAAUAGAACAAGACGAAGCUCUGCUACCACUGACCACAGACGGGUCUCGAGAAACCAAAGAAUACAACACAAAGCUAUCUUCCUUUGGCCCCAUCACCUGGAGUAACUCUCCGUGGCUUUUUGCCGAGUGCUACCUCUACGCUCGAGUCAACCAGAUCAUCACCAGCAAACCCACAUGGAGAGAAUUUGAUGUGUUCGCGCAGCAAAAGGCAAGCGCCCUCGCAGCCUCCUCCAACGCCGUACGAGAGCUGUCCACUCGGUACAUGGACUUGCCCACGUCUGCAUCCAGCCCUCUGAACGACACCCGAGUCGACUCCGACGCAGCCUAUCGCCUCUUCAUUGAGAUGACACAGGUCGCUCUCUGGGGCAACGCCACUGAUCUCUCUCUCCUGAGCAAGUUGAGCCUGGACCAGAUCCAUGCCCUACAAGGUGCAAAGGCCAUCGAGGAAGGCCAGGCCAGGAUCGUCAGCAACGACACGCGGGCUGCGUGGGAAUAUCUCUGCUCUGUGGAUGGGCCACGACGUAUCGAUAUCGUUCUCGACAAUUCUGGCUUCGAGCUCUUCACCGACUUGGUGUACUGCCUCUACCUGCUCGACUCUGGCCUGGCUUCUGACAUUACACUUCACCCGAAGUCGAUCCCCUGGUUCGUGUCAGAUGUCCUGCCGAAGGAUGUGGAUGUUUUAUUGUCGACACUUCUGGAAAGCCCAGAUUUCCAAGACGAGGACGGCCAAACACAGAAGCUGGCGCAGAAGCUCAAGGAGUGUCUAGCGCGCGGUCUCAUCAAGAUCAAAGAGCAUCGUUUCUGGACCACGGGAUUCGACUUUCAGGACAUGCCAGCAGAAGCGCCCGAUCUGUUUGAGGAACUGUGCAAGUCCACGCUGGUGAUUUUCAAGGGCGACCUCAACUAUCGAAAACUGGUGCAGGAUAAGACUUGGCCGCACUCAACGCCCUUCCGUUCUGCUCUCAGGUGUCUAUGCGGUGGUCAAAGCGGAUCCGCAGACGGCGUGAACAGAAAGGGCCCGAAGAUACUGGCCUUGCGCACCAACAAGGCUGAUGUCUGUGUCGGGGUCCCUGAGAAGACGGUGCAGCGAUUGGAGAGUGAAGCACCUGGACAAGCUUGGGUGCGCAAUGGGAAAUAUGCCGUCAUCAGUUUCUCGGAUGGCGGACCGGUAGAAUAGAAUAGACG
Messenger RNA from Emericellopsis atlantica, 1615 nucleotides. RefSeq names its product DUF89 domain protein. Bases 219 to 1607 code for a protein of 462 amino acids. The transcript is spliced from 3 exons. Gene Ontology annotation, cellular component: cytoplasm; nucleus. NCBI's taxonomy places the organism in Eukaryota, Fungi, Ascomycota, Sordariomycetes, Hypocreales, Bionectriaceae. Gene Ontology annotation, biological process: DNA damage response. Gene Ontology annotation, molecular function: phosphatase activity. The record is from RefSeq and is a predicted model, not a curated record.